CGGGAACUGGACUCUUCUGAGCCAGACUUUUGCUAAAGUUUUCCACUCGGGCUUUUGUGAAUGUCUCUCAAAAGGAAGGUCAGAUUUUUGGGGGGUAAAAUCCCUCUUGAUGUGGGCUUGGAAGAAAUCCACUGUCUCUCCCCCCACCCGAAAUAAAAACUGAAUGGUGGCUGUGUGCCAGACUGCCUUGUUUUCCCAGGAACUGCGUGUAUGGAUCUGACACUUCAGCAACAGGGAAGUUUCUGGUGGCGAUGGGAAAUAAAUACACACACAGCUUCGGAUCUGACAAGACAACGUAGCCGGGAUGCGAUCCCGUGGUCUGGAUCUCUUAACGGAUUCUAAGGGAAUAGACAAAGAAUUAAGAGGACCGUUGGUUGCAUAUUUAUGUAUUUAAGGUGAACUUUGUCACGGCAGUUUUAAAAUGGACAUUCAUGUGCUUGGCUGGGGUUUGGACUGGUGAGGCGUUCAUUGUCUAGGGUUGUGGUGGGUUUUGUUUCGUUUUGGGAAGAUGUUUCUUUCCAGACCAUUGAAAAUUGUCUUCGCGGGAUGCUGUAUUGUUGCGUAGAGCUGAUCGUUCCAUAAUGAACUGGUAAAUUUCUUUUCUCCCUUUCUCUCGCCUUUCAAAGCGCUAAUGCUUUGUAAAUGCUCCGAAUCGCAAAUCCGUUUUAGGGAUUAACACCGAUCUCUUGGAAAGACGCUCUGGCGCUUUCAUCUGAGGACAGGUUUUUGGCCGCGAGUGUCGAUUUUUGAAGCCUAGUGCAGAGGAGAUUAUUUUUGUAAAGACACCCUCCCCCUUCAUUUUUCCUUUGCAUCUGAACUGGCUGUAGAUUGUGAAAACCUCCCUUGAUCCAACUCCCCCCAGAUGUGGCUUGAUGUAAGUAUUUGAUUGUACAGGGUCUAUCGCCUCUCCAGGCAGGAGUGGGCUGCUUUUUGUUUUUCGCUAAGCACCUCUGGAAGCCUCUUCUAUUAAAGGGAGAGAGGAAAUUUCAUUUCCAACUCCUGGAGCAGCUUGCUCUGGGAUGAGACAUCAGUCUGAGACAUAAACACUGGAGACCUCUUGUUUCCCCAGGGUCUCCGGAAAGGAAGAUAAACGAUGCCCAAUUUGGAUUAUAAAUCGAGGGGAUCCACUAAGGUUUAUCUGAUGGCAGCUUGAGGAUUCCUCCCAUCCCACUUGUUCUGCCCAGGGAGGCGGAGGUGUCGUCAGGCUGGAACAGAUGGCCAAAUGGCUGAAAGAUUACUUGAGUUUUGGGAGCAGGAGGUCUCCGCCACAGCCCCCCAAGCCCGACUACACGGAGAGUGAGAUUUUAAAGGCGUACAGGGCGCAGAAAAGCCUGGAUUUUGAGGACCCCUAUGAAGACAGUGACAGUAAACUGGAGCCGGAUCUUGGGGGGUCUGGCUCCCCAAAUCCGGCAGCUGUUGGGGGCUCCGCGGAAGGGAAAUACGCCUCCCCAAAACACAGGCUGAUCAAAGUGGAGUCCGCCGACCUGAACAGGAGCAAAGCUCUGUUGGCAGAUGAGGAGCUGAAAGGCAGGCAAAAGCAGGGCGACAGCGAAUACUCCGACCCCUUCGAUGCCUGCCGGGAGCAGCCAGGGGACGCCGAGGAGACGGUGCCGGAGAACAACGGCUACAUGGAGCCCUACGACGCCCAGCGGGUGGCAGCAGAUUUCCAGGGCCUAGGUGACUGGGAGGGCCGGCGGGGGAAGAAGCCCCAGCAGGGGCUGCAGCUUUAUGACACCCCCUACGAGGAGCAGGAGCAAGCCCCCGAGGGUGGCCCAGCCAGCCCAGCCCGCGAGAGCCGCCUGGACGAGUACGACCAGCCCUGGGAGUGGAAGAAGGACCACAUCUCCCGGGCCUUUGCUGNAGUGCAGUUUGAGAACCCCGAUUGGGAUCACCCUGCCUCCCUGCACAAAGAGCGCCGGCGGCCACCGAAGCAUCUGACAGCCGGCCUGAAGCACGGCCGGCCACAAAGCCCGGAGCGCAGCCCCCCCGUGGCCGAGCGCGUGGACCCCUCGCUGCCCCUGGAGAAGCAGGUCUGGUACCAUGGCUCCAUUAGCAGAGCGGAAGCCGAGACCCCGCUGACGCUGUGCAAGGAAGGCAGCGACCCACGACUACUCCCUGUCGCUCAGUGGCGGGCUGCAGCAAAGACAAGCAAUUUCACCAGGACCAGGGAGAGCAAGUUUGUGCUGGGCCAGAACAGCGCCCCCUUUGAGAGCAUCCCCGAGGUCAUCCACCACUACACGGCGCAGGAGCUGCCCGUCAAGGGGGCCGAGCACCUCUCGCUGCUCUACCCCGUCGCUGUGCAGACCCUCUGAGCCGGGGGCUGGAUGUUGGCUGACCACAUGGGGGUGAGGGCUGCUCCCGGAGCCACUGGCUCGACGACUGGGCCGAAGGAGGAAGGGCUGGUCCGGAGCCUGCAGCUGGGAGGCCUCAGCCCAGCAUCUCUGGCAAAGGGGGCUGCACUUGGCUGUGACCUGCUGCUUCGGCGCAAGGGACUCGUGCUCCGGAGAAGCAAUACCAGGGGCUCUGGCUGCCAUGCUGCAUCCGACACCCUGCCAUUGGCCCACCUGGCUCCAGGGGACGGCUGCUGUGCUGGGAGGGCCCGUAAGAGGAAAGGGGGGAGCCUGGGGCCACCCUGUCUAUCAACAUCUGGGAGCUUCUGCUGCGGAGCUUUGUCCCGGAGAUUGUCCUGCAGUGCUUCCUGCCUCCCUUUCCCCUCCGCCCCGCCUUGGUCUCGCCUACUCCGGCCGUGCCCUGCCCCUAAAAAUCCCCUCUGCCCUGCUCUAGGGGGGCUGUGUCCCAGCCUAGCCUGCUCUGAGACUCUCCCAAGCUGCUCCCUCCCUCCCGCCCAAUCAGCAUCCCCUUCGUGCCCCUCUGGGCAGGAUGGAGCCCACAGAUUCCCUUCCUUUGGGGAGUCCUGAGAGCUGCCACCGUGGGAGUGGGGUUUCUAGCACAUCCGGUCCUGGCCUGUCCCUGUCCUGGCCUGGGACACGCCCGCUACCCCCGGGAAGGCUCUGAGCACAAUGACCUGUAGAGACAGUAGAUUUGUGUACCUGUCCUACCCCCGGUGUCAUCUCACCUGAGUCAGCUCCUCCAAGAACCUCCCUGGCCGCAUGAGCCAGGCAGCCCCCCCCAUUCCAGGUGUGCGUGUGCGGGUCUGUCGCGCCGUGUGUGCUCUGUGCUGCCGUGUCCAUGCUGUACUCGUGCUGCCUUGGCAAAUAAGUUUCCAUUAAACACUGUUGUCCCGACUCGGCCCUCGCCCGUCAGCCUGCU
Molecule: messenger RNA, 3270 nt
Organism: Pelodiscus sinensis (Chinese soft-shelled turtle)
Lineage: Eukaryota; Metazoa; Chordata; Testudines; Trionychidae
Source: RefSeq, a predicted model, not a curated record